AUGGUGGUGUGCGGCCUCGCCUGCUGGAGGUGCAGGUGGCUCCUGCCCCUGCUGCUGGGCCUGGCCAUCAUCAUGGGCAUCAUCGCCCUGGCGGGCCGGGGCUGGCUGGAGUCGGAGUCGGAGCCUUACGUGCAGCAAGCGUCGCUGUGGGAGAGCUGCACGCGGGGCCAGGACGACCUCAACUGGAACUGCGAGUCCCUCAUGGACUACGGAUGGGGGAGAGCAGCAGCUGCCACGUACCUCGUUGGCUUUGUGAUCCUGGUCAUCUGUUUUGCCCUCGCAGUCAUUGCGUUCUCGAUCGAGAUACUCCGCUUCAACUUUGUGCGAGGAAUUGGAGGCUUGCUCUUUGUUGUUGCUGCAUUCCAGAUCAUAGGCUUGGUCAUCUACCCAGUGAAAUUCGCAGAAGAAAUCCCACUGAUGGGAGAUAAUAUGUUCAGCUGGGCCUAUGGCUUUGGUUGGGCCAGCACUGUUGUUGUAAUAGGGUGUGCUUUCUUCUUCUGCUGCCUCCCCAACUGGGAAGAUGAAGUCCUGGGAAACAUCAAGCCUACCUAUUACUACUCCUCCCCAGAGAGAGCACCAUACUUAAAUUGAAAGAGUAAAUCCAAGUACAAUCAACUAUCAAAACAACAGAGGAGCACCUCUGAUGUAAAUUUGGUGCGAUUAUAGGAGACUGAAAAAAACCCACCUUAUUUCUCCAGAGUAUUUCUUACUAGCCCUGGCAAUAAAUUAGUAAAAACAUUGGAAUCUUUAAGCAAGUAGCUUUUACCUAAAGUAUUGUUUACAUAUUCUCAUGUCGAUUCUGUUUGGGUGGUUUACUUGCUCCUUCCCCUCCCAACUAAUUGAGUCAUCCUUAUUUUAUUCAAACACUUGCUUAUGAAUAAAGAUGUAGUGUUUCAAGUGUAGAAAGGAAGAGGAGAGAUUUUAAACAACCCAUUAGAGGGACCUGCAAGUUAUUUUGUUUUCACCUCUGACAAAAUUGCCUUAAAUGGAACUAGAAAAAACCCAACCUUCCAAAGAACGCUUCUUCUUGCACCAAAGUCAGUCCCAAGGAAGGAACUUCCCUGAGACUAUCGAUUGCAGUCACCUGCUGCCUAAGAAUCUCUUCUCAUUCCUGUUACUGGACUAUUGUUGACUGUUAGCUAUUUGAAUUAAGGGGAAAAUAAAAUUAAAAUUUAUUUUCCACCAAUUGGUGCUGUUAGAGAGAGAUCUCCUCUAAAUCAUGGAGCUGGUGUGUAACAGUGGCUACUGUAACACUUAUUGGUGUUUUUGUAGCCACUGCAGGACUUGUGAUGGAGCCACAUAUAAUUUAAUAUACGUUGUCACAGAGAGAAUCAAUAAACUUUCAGAUGUUAAACUACAUACAUUUUUACAUGGUAUUUGAGGGAUGCUGAUUUAGAAAAUACCUUUGAGUAGAAACAUACACUGUUCUUUAUGUCUACCUUUUUAAAACUGCAGUGUUUUAAUUAUCAGCUGUGUUUUGGAGGGAAAUCUUAGCAUAAGGUGUUGAAAACCUCCAAAAGUUUCUAAAGCACACUGUAGGUACUCCAGAGUUUAGUAAACUUGGGGAUGCUUUGUGAGUCACUAGGGAUAACAGGUAAAAAUAGAAAAGCAGUUCUGUGAGCAAUUUAUGUAUGCAAACUUCAUACAGACACCUGUCUCAGGGAGUAAUCUGGCUGGCUCCUAGCUUGUAUUUCUGGAGCCAGCAAUUCCAAAUAAGUAUUCCAGCGAGGCAGAGCCAUGUCUGUGUUGGUCAUGGACCUGCAGCAGCUUACAGCAGAUUUAAUUAUGGUCUACAAUCUUUGUCAGAGCUUUCUUCAGCUGGGGAAGAAGGAAGAGGCUCAUUUGUGGAGCUCCUCUUCCAACUAUGGGGGAAGUAUCUAUAGCAGAGACAG
This is a messenger RNA of Gymnogyps californianus (California condor), 1892 nucleotides long. RefSeq names its product p53 apoptosis effector related to PMP22 (gene PERP). Gene Ontology annotation, cellular component: cell-cell junction; membrane. Gene Ontology annotation, biological process: cell-cell adhesion. The transcript has 3 exons. NCBI's taxonomy places the organism in Eukaryota, Metazoa, Chordata, Aves, Accipitriformes, Cathartidae. The record is from RefSeq and is a predicted model, not a curated record. Bases 1 to 591 code for a protein of 196 amino acids.